AUGGACAUAACGCAGACGCGAAAGCUAAACGGACUCUUGGUCGGUGGAAGGACGCCCCGGGGUGAUGGUUGGCAGCCUGCAGAUUCGGGUGCUACAGAGGAUAAACUUGACCUGCGAGGUGGAACAGCCGGGUUUGUGAAUCUGAAGAAAGUAAUGGACUGUGCCUAUUUGUACCCACCCAGCUGGCGCGCGAAGGAUCUAUUAAGGGGUCUCAGUUUCGCGUUCUGGGAGCAGAAUCAGGUUGAGCUUUGUGGAGGUUUUCCAGGGUAUCAAGUUACCAAAGCAGAUGCAUUCUACCGGUUGGAACAAGAAACACCAUGGAUAAUAGAGGAAGAAAGCCAGAGUCAGAUUCAUCCAGAAGACACCUGGCAAGUUGAUAAUCAUAGAGACUGGCACAAAGGAAACCAUGGCAACCUAGAAACUAUGGAGAGUUACCACAAAGAUGAUGCAUUUGGAAAAAUAUCUUCUCUGAGCUUAAACCUUGAUAUCUCCUUAGCACAAAGAUCUCAUACACUUGACAUACUUGGGAAACAUUUGAAACCUAAUCUAGAGUGUAUUACUCAGAAUAAGAGCUAUGCAAGAAAUGAAGUUGGAUUUAAUCAAUAUGACAAAUUAUUUCUUUACACUAAGCAUGAGAAAAUUCAUACUGGACAAAAAUACAAUGAAUAUAAUGAACAUAUGAAAGUUUUCAGCCAUAAGUCACAGCUUAUUAAAUAUUGGAAAACUCAAACAGCAGAGAAACACUGUAACUGCAGUGACUGUGGGAAAGCCUUUUCUCAGAAGUCGGACCUCAUUAAGCAUCAGAGAACACACACAGGAGAGAAAUCCUUUGGAUGCAGUAGAUGUCAGAAAGCCUUCAGGCGGAAGUCCCAUCUCAUUUUACACCAGAGAACCCAUACAGGAGAGAAACACUAUGAGUGCAACAAAUGCGGGAAAGCCUUUACUGAUAACGAUAAGUCACAACUCACUUUACAUCAAAGAACUCACACAGAAGAGAAACCCUACAGAUGUGAAGAAUGUCAGAAAAGCUUCAGCAAUAAGUCACAGCUCAUUAUUCAUCAGAGAUCUCACACAGGAGAGAAACCCUAUGGUUGCAGUGAGUGUGGGAAAACAUUUCCCCUUAAGUUUAGCCUCAUUUUACAUCAAAAAACACAUACAGGGGAAAAACCUUAUGGAUGCAGUGAAUGUGGGAAAGCCUUCAUCCAGAGAUCUGAGCUCAUUAGACAUCAGAGAACUCACACAGGAGAGAAACCAUAUAAUUGCAGUGACUGUGGAAAAGGCUUUAGUGUAAAGUCACUCCUCAAUACUCACUUGAGAACUCACACAGGAGAGAAGCCCUACGGAUGCAGUGAAUGUGGAAAAACAUUCUCCAUCAAAUUUAGUCUCAUCCUACACCAAAGAACUCAUACAGGUGAGAAACCCUAUGAAUGCAGUCAGUGUCAGAAAGCUUUCACCCAAAAGUCACAUCUCACUAUUCAUCAGAGGUCUCACACUGGAGAGAAACCUUAUGAGUGCAGUGAAUGCCACAAAGCUUUCAGCCGGAAGUCAUAUCUCCUUAUUCAUCAGAGAAUUCACUCGGGAGAGAAACCUUAUGAAUGCCAUGAAUGUGGGAAAGCUUUCUGUCACAAGUCACAUCUUAUUAUACAUCAAAGAACUCACACAGGUGAGAAACCUUAUGGAUGCAGUGAGUGUUGGAAAACUUUCUCCCACAAGUUCAGCCUCAUUUUACAUCAGAAAACUCAUAGAGAGCAAUUCUUGUGCAGUGUUGUUCGCAACUCUUCCAGCCUCGCCGCACAGGGGAUGAAGUAUCCGGGAGGCGAGGCGCAGACGGCGCGGACACAUUACCCUCUAAGGAGAAGCUGGAAGUCUAAUUGUCCGUGCUGCGUAGAAAAGUUUCAGUCCCUCAUCGGCCGCCGUAGUCUGUUGCCGAAGCUGGCUUUAGAGAACUUGAAAUGA
Mesoplodon densirostris (Blainville's beaked whale) is the source of this 1956-nucleotide messenger RNA. Its product is annotated as zinc finger protein 883-like. The transcript has 9 exons. The coding region runs from base 1 to 1956 and encodes 651 amino acids. The record is from RefSeq and is a predicted model, not a curated record. Lineage: Eukaryota; Metazoa; Chordata; Mammalia; Artiodactyla; Ziphiidae.